Molecule: messenger RNA, 2535 nt
Organism: Lytechinus variegatus (green sea urchin)
Lineage: Eukaryota; Metazoa; Echinodermata; Echinoidea; Temnopleuroida; Toxopneustidae
Product: nodal modulator 1-like
Exons: 19
Coding region: 1-2433 (810 amino acids)
Cellular component (GO): endoplasmic reticulum membrane
Molecular function (GO): carbohydrate binding
Source: RefSeq, a predicted model, not a curated record
AUGUUACGAGCUCUUGUAGUGGAGAAGAAUGUGUUCAGUGCCUGCGGUCGUGUAGAAACAUCGGCUGGAGGCCAGAGGAAAGUCAGUCUAACUAAAGAGGGCAGCAAACAGCCUGAGAUUGCUACGACAGACAAGGAUGGAGCAUUCUGCUUCACCGCCUCGCCAGGGGUAUAUGUGAUGCAGCCCUUGAUGUCUGAUGCUGAGAAGUCUGCUGGUCUACGUAUCAAUCCAGAAAAUCAGAAGAUCACCAUUGUCUCUACCCCCGUCCUUGAUAUCAACUUCUCUCAGUUCAAAGCAACACUCCGUGGAUCAAUCAAAUGUCUUGAUGUAUGUGGUACUCUACAGGUUAUGGUGGAAUCUAAGGAUGGCAGAGGGUUCAAGAAACCAGUUCCCGUUUCUCAACAAACCAAGCAAGCUGCGUUCAUCAUCAAGGACAUCCUCCCGGGAAAAUAUUCAAUCAGUGUGGUCCAAACCAACUGGUGCUGGACGAAGUCUUCUCUUGAUGUGGAAGUAAUAGACCAAGACAUAGGAGGACUGGAGUUCCAGCAGAAUGGCUAUGUUCUUCACUGUCAUGUCUCUCACCCUAUUGAAUUGCUUUAUGCUCUGGACUCAUCUCCUUCUUACAAGGGUUCAUUCACACUGAAGAAAGGACCAAACCAAUUCUGCUUGGAGAAACCGGGCUCCUACAAACUCAGCCCGAAAUCUUGUCAUCAGUUUGAGAAAGCGGAGUAUGCCUUCCAAACGUCUGCACCUAACAUGUUGACGCUAACAGCUCUCAAACACCAGAUACACGUAGAGAUUACAACAACCCAACCUGUCAUGGAUAUUACAGUCGCAAUCAGCUCUGGAGGUAAAUUGGAACAGACCGUCAAACUAGCACCUCUAAAAUCAAGACAACAGCUGGAGCAAGAGUCUAAACCCCCUGCAAAAAAGACGGGCAAUGAAACGGCCGAGAAAAAGUCUGCACCUCAACCGGCGGGACCUCAGGCUUAUGAUGUCAGCCACUGGGCCGGAAAUGGAGAAGUAUUGGAGAUAGUGCCUUCUUCAGGCGAGUUCUUGUUCUAUCCAUCGACAGUGAAAGUAACAGUGGAAUCAGGUGAGAAGUGUCCGGGAGUGGUUGCAGAAUUUGAGGGACGUCCUGGAGUGUUCAUUACCGGUCAGGUGACUCCGCCCCUCUCAGAUGUCAGGGUGACCAUCACGCCCACAAACCAAGCCGAGGGGUCAACAGAGGGCGCCCUUACACAGAUGACGGACCAAAAAGGACAAUACAGAGUUGGUCCGUUACCGGAUACGAGUGAGUAUGAAGUAGGAGCUUCUCUUGAUGGUUACAUCCUGACGCAGGAGGAAGGCAAGCUGGGAUACUUCAGGGCGUUCAAGCUGGGCAAGAUCAGGAUCGAGGUAGCGGAUGGAGAGAACAGUGCCCUCUCGGGAGUGCUUCUAUCAUUGAGCGGAGGAAACUUCCGUAGCAACAACCUGACCAAGGAUGAUGGUAUCUUGACCUUUGGUGACCUCGGACCAGACACCUACUUCCUGCGAGCCUUGAUGAAGGAGUUUGAAUUUGAACCAAGUACCCAGAUGAUAGAGGUCAGCGAGGGGUCGGUCGUAGACAUCAAGGUCAAAGGUCGUCGGGUAGCCUUCAGCUGUUACGGAUCAGUGACGUCACUAAACGGAGAACCAGAGCCCGGCAUCUCUGUUGAAGCCCACUCAGAGGAGAGCUGCGGUCAGGUCGUAGAGGAAGGUGUGUCGGACGAAGAAGGCAACUUCAGAAUCAGAGGACUCCAGCCAAACUGUGACUACAAGAUCCAGCUGAAAGACUGUGAAAGCAACAGUCAUAUCGAGAGAGCAUCGCCAAAAACACAAACUGUCACUAUUGGCCAGAAAGUGAUCAAGGAUUUGAGGAUCAUUGUGUUCAGACAUCUCAACCAGUUUGAUAUAGGAGGAAAUAUCGUCACUCCGCAUGAAUAUCUGGCAUCAUUGAAGGUGUCUUUAUACAGUGAGGAGGAUCCUGAUUCACCCAUUCAUACUCUCUCGUUAGAGACGGGAAGUUUCUUUCAGUUCUCUGCUGUGCCUAAUGACGGGAGGAGGUACAUGAUAAAGCUUGAGUCCACCUUGCCCAGAUCAAGCUAUGAUUAUACAUUACCAGAAGCAAGCUUUACAAGCACCGGAUACCAGAAACAUGUCACACUGCCGUUCAGUCCUCAGAAACGUGCCGUUGAGCAAGAAGUUAUGCAAGGUUCCUAUUUCGCCCUUCCUCUGGUUGUAGCACUCAUUGCUGUGGGUGUUAACCAUGCCAAGAUCCUGCCAUUUAUACUUCAGUUUGGACAGAGCAUGCGAGGCUUACAGAGCACCGCCCCCGCCAGCAGACCAGAGACGGUCAACGUCGACGCCGAUUUGUCACGGCAACGCAAGAAAGUCAAGCCAAGGAAGACAUGACGAUACUCUGCUUUGUCGUAGAUUUAUGUUAGUAGAUAGUACAAGCUUAAUUAGCCCACCACUGAGUGUGAAUACUUUGUCAAAGUCUGAGAAAGGGUAGUU